Molecule: messenger RNA, 5489 nt
Organism: Mugil cephalus (flathead mullet)
Lineage: Eukaryota; Metazoa; Chordata; Actinopteri; Mugiliformes; Mugilidae
Gene: ranbp9
Product: RAN binding protein 9
Exons: 14
Coding region: 372-2177 (601 amino acids)
Biological process (GO): cell surface receptor signaling pathway; cytoskeleton organization
Cellular component (GO): cytoplasm
Molecular function (GO): protein binding
Source: RefSeq, a predicted model, not a curated record
AUCGAUGUUUCAGUAUCGAUCCGCACAUCACUAGCUCCGACAACAAACAAAAGAUCGAGGCUAGCCGAGCUCAUUAUACUUUGGCGAUACGUUUAGUAGUUAUUUGCGGCUAACGCUGACCUGCUCCCCUGUCUUUUACCUACUUUCCUCCUACCCUGUGCGGCUGAUAACAACCCCCUCUCCAGUGUCUCGGUCUGUGGCUUCUUUGUGCCAGCGAAUGUCCUUUUCUGGCCGAGCUAAACGCGUUAGCCGAGGCUAGGCUAACCAGCUCUGGCUAACUAACCUCUUUAAAAACUCGACACUGACUGACACAAGUGGCGCUGGCUUGUUGCUGACAAGCCGUUUAUUUCACUAAAACCCGUGUCGUAGCCAUGUCCGGACAGUCGUCUGGCUGUGGGUUUCUGAUGUCGGUGGUCGUCCACGGAGACUCGGCUCUGAACGAGCAGGAAAAGGAGCUCAACCAGCGGCUCCGGAGGCUCUAUCCGGCCGUCAACGAGAACGAGACCCCGCUACCUCGAUCCUGGAGCCCGAAGGACAAGUUCAGCUACAUCGGACUUUCCCAGAACAACCUCCGCGUUCACUAUAAAGGUCAUGGCAAAACUCCUAAAGAUGCGGCGUCUGUACGGGCCACCCACCCCAUCCCAGCCGCCUGCGGGGUCUACUACUUUGAGGUGAAGAUCAUCAGUAAAGGCCGAGAUGGGUACAUGGGUAUCGGCCUCUCAGCUCAGGGAGUAAACAUGAACAGACUCCCCGGUUGGGACAAACACUCAUAUGGUUACCACGGAGACGACGGCCACUCCUUUUGCUCGUCCGGCACCGGCCAACCGUACGGACCUACGUUUACAACAGGCGACGUGAUUGGCUGCUGCGUUAACCUCAUCAACAACACCUGCUUCUACACAAAAAAUGGUCACAGCCUAGGUAUUGCCUUCACAGAUCUACCACCAAACUUGUACCCGACCGUGGGCCUUCAAACUCCAGGGGAGGUGGUCGACGCCAACUUCGGCCAGCACCCGUUUGUGUUCGACAUCGAGGACUACAUGCGAGAGUGGAGGACAAAGAUUCAAGCCCAGAUCGACCGCUUCCCGAUCGGAGAGCGCGAGGGCGAGUGGCAGUCCAUGAUCCAGAAGAUGGUGGCUUCUUACCUGGUGCACCACAGCUAUUGUGCCACAGCCGAAGCCUUCGCCAAAUCCACCGACCAGGCUGUGCACGAGGAGCUGGCCUCCAUUAAAAACCGACAGAAGAUCCAGAAGCUGGUGUUGUCGGGCAGAAUGGGCGAAGCCAUCGAGACCACCCAGCAGCUCUACCCCAACCUCCUGGAGAGGAACCCAGACCUCCUCUUCAUGCUCAAGGUGAGACAGUUCAUAGAGAUGGUGAACGGGACGGACAGUGAGGUGAGGUGUCUGGGAGGUCGUAGCCCAAAGUCUCAGGACAGUUACCCCGGCUCCCCCCGGCCUUUCAGCAGCCCCAGCCACAAAGCCAGCAGCUCCCAGUCCUACCUCUCAGGGUUCGACAGCAACUGCUGUAACGGCGUGACGUCUAAUAAGAGCCACAGCUCCUCCCCUCACAGUCAUAAGCCCUGCCCCCCAGGCACUGGCUCCACCCCCCCAGCAUCUGACAUAAGUCUCAAUGGGAGUCGCAGCCAGCAGCCAGUAACCAGUAACGACGUGGAUAUGGAGGUUGACCACUUCACCAAUGGAGUGACAGAGUCGUCCUCCAAUGGUUUCCUCAACGGCACCUCCAAACACGCCACGGAGCCCGACGACUGCGACGCAGACAUGGAGGUGGAGUCGGCUCAGUCUAAGAGGCAGCUGUGUGGCGGGAGCCAGGCGGCCAUCGAGAGAAUGAUCCAUUUCGGCAGGGAGCUCCAGAGCAUGAGCGAACACCUCCGCCGCGAGUGUGGCAAGAACUCAGCCAACAAGAAGAUGCUCAAGGACGCGUUCAGCCUGCUGGCCUACUCGGACCCCUGGAACAGCCCAGUGGGAUACCAGCUGGACGCCAUUCAGAGAGAGCCGGUCUGCUCCACACUCAACAGUGCAAUAUUAGAGACUCACAACCUGCCCAAGCAGCCCCCCCUGGCCCAGGCCGUGGGUCAGGCCGCCCAGUGCCUCGCCAUCAUGGCACGAACUGGCAGCGGCUCCUGCGCCUUCGCCUCUGUGGACGAUUACCUGCACUAGCCCCAUGUACACACACACACCAGACACACACACAUGCACACACUGUUUCUCUGAAGGCUUGUCCAGCAAUGUCCUCCUCCACCUCCUCCACCUCCGUACUCCUACUAGCUGAGGAGACGUCCCCCUGCACAGUAGAAACUUAACUACGUCACCCGCCUGUUGUUCCGCUUUUACCGAUCGACACGAAAACACCACCGAGGAUCUGGAGUCAUUUCUGGGCAGAUCUUCAGAGCACCAACACGCACCGAGGACAUUUAGAACAUGCAAAACACGCACCACAUCCCUUUCCAUCGUAAAUAUGAAAUUACACCUCCGUCUUGGGUUGCCCCACUCCCCCCUCCGGGUCCUCAGAGGUCUUUGUCUGUCUGACAGCGGAGAACGGCAGCCGACUUCAAAAUACUCGGAGAGCUUGAACUCGUGUGGACUCGCCACAUACACCCAGCCCCCCUUUACCUUUACCUGGGGUUGUGUGUGUGUGUGUGGGGUGGGGGUGGUGGGGGGGGCGUCAAAAAAACAGGAUGGAAAAACUGGCAAGAAAAAAACAAAACCCUGGUGAAACAUAAGGAAAAAAAAUAACAACAACAACAACAAAAAAAGCAAACUGACGAGUGGCCGCGCCGUUUAACGUGGUCCCUGUAAACCUGGCGCACACACACAUGUACACACACACACGCAAAAACGAAGGCUGACGCUGAAAACAGGAUUUUAAAAUCUAAAAUCUCCACCGCGCCAAUGCAAGGCUUAGUUAUGGACAGCCUGCACCCACCUCCGCCCCCCUUCCCCCCAAAACCUUCCCCCUCCCUGCACCGACCACCCGGCCCACCCGGCGCCACUGACGUCAGGACAUCGGUGGAGGUGCGAGACGCAUGUGGACUCGGGGGACUCUGAAGAAGAAGAAGAAGAAGAAGCCAGAGAGAAUCUACAGUCUCGACUCCCAGUUUUUAAUCUUUCGUUUAGUUUUUGUUUUUCUCGGGGCGAAGAGCGUGGGAGGGACCGGGGAGGCGUGGUUACCUGGCUCUUGUUUUGUUUUUAGUUUUUCCAGGUUCAUAAGACACGGCGCCGACGAGGAUUAUUCUAAUUAUUAUUAUUCUAAUUAUCAUUAUAUGAAUUAUUGUUACUUGCAUUACACAGUAUAUUUGUUUAGCGCCAGCAAGAGAAAGUUCCACCAGUUUAUUAUAAUAAAGGUCCCGAUUCCACCGAUUACCAGUGAUGAGCGUGUGUACAUGUUAACGUUUAUAUAUGAAUUUAACAAAAAGGAGUUAUAUCAAUAGAGUGAGAUAUUUAGUUAUCAAAUGAAAAAAAAAAAAACACCAAUCCUUUAAUGCUUUGUACCGACACCAGUGACCCCUGAAGAGCCUGAACAAGGUUUUAUGUUUAACUCCCGGGUUCCUACGCAGGUGAAAACCUGACAAAUUUGAUCAUAAGUUCUUCAAGAGCAUUUAGAUCUUUACUUUUCACGUGUCGCGGCACCUGCCUUGAAGGUUUCUGCCCUUGCUCCAGCCUGGCUGAAUACACUGGGGGGGAGAUCUUCCGGACGAAGUCUGGAGCCGGUGAAAAGCCUGUAUAGGAACCCUACGAUGAUCCCCUGACUGCGUUUUUAUUUGUUCCCCUGGUGCCCAGAUACACCGCUGCACAGCAGGUUUGAUGCAAACGUUGUUGACCUUUGUUUUCGUAUCGAUGUCUAUGCUAAUCUCUAACCCACAAAGAACUCAGGAGCCAAAACGUCCCUUUGUUCAUCCUCCUCGGUGUAGAAUGGGAAGGUCCGCUCCACGUCGUGACCUUGUGCCUCAGUUAAAGGUGGACUUUUCACACUCGAACCCACUCCAGAGAAAGUUCAGAGUUGAACUGAAGUUUUACUUUCACCUUUGUCGUGAUUUUCUACCUUUCUCGUUGACCUAUUCGCCCCCCGAUGGUGGAAGCUACCGUGCAAGGUGCUCCCCCUCCAUUGGGAGCAACUUUGGGUUCAUUGGCUGGAGAUUGGACCGCUAGUUGGUGAAAACCUCACUCUACGACCUGUAAGUCUCUUUCCUGUGUUGCCAUUACUUGAAAUUAUUAAAAACUGGAGCCAGUCGUCUUUAGCUUGGACAGACUUGGACGCUGUUGUCCCGUGGAACUCCUGUUACGAGACAUUUCCUGCCUUUUCAAAGUAAUCCACCUGGCAUCUCUUAAUCUGAGCAAGUCCUUCCCAUUGUCAAACGCCUAUAAGGGGAAGCCAUUAAGCUAGGUCUUGCUAGUUAGCCUAGCUUCCUGCACUUCCUGUCUAGUGUCCAGCUGUGGUUAGUCAAAUGUGAUGUCAUUAAAAACAGCGUACCGAACAUUUGCAGCAAAGCAAAUGGGAGGGAGUUAGCUUAGCUUAAACCAGAAAACGGUACCAAAGAGAUUUUUAAUGAGGAGUCCCUGGACCAGUGGUACCAACAGGUGGUUUACCCCUCAUCUAACCUGGGAUGAAGCACUGAUUUAAAUUUCAGUUUGACUUUUUAUUUCCUUCUCAAGUAACUUUCCCUAAACCAUAAACCAGCUGAGAUGCUUCAGUAAACCUGGACUAAUUAGGAUUUCUGGAGCUACUGGAAUGGCGCUCGGGUAUGAAAAGUCCUCAGGUCCACCUGUCUUCAACUAUUUAUGUCGACCCAUCAGCCCUCAGAGGACGGCCUCCUCUGUUUCAGUUUGCUCCCAGAUCCUCCUUUGGCCUCUUGCGUAGUGCGUGAAUCAUCCAGUAUUGUCAGCUGCACUGUGGCUACCACGUUUGAACCAAAUACUUUAGCAAGAUGACGUCACAGCCGUGUGUUUUUAGGACCGUUUGUUUGUUUGUGUUGUCCACUCGCAGAGAAACCGUCGAGGCUUUCGUCACGAGAUCCAUCUUUUCCUCUCGUUUUCCUCCGGGGUGAGGGGGGGUGGGGUGGGAUGGGAUGGGAGGGGGGUGUCAGGAGGUGAUGCUUCUCCUCACGGUGGAACCGAGCUUUUCUGUACCUUGGGUUUGUUUCUUUUACUUUUUGCGGAUUGCAAGCGGUCAUGGCAUCGUUUUAGAAAACUUCUUAGACAAAGUGUCUGUUGUCUCUUUCUGAGUAAGGUCUGAAACCUAUGCAUGCAAUAGUAAAGUGGUGGUAAGAUCAAGUUAGAUGUCUGUUACUUUCUUUUUGUUUGUUUUUGUUUUUUUUGGUUUGUUUCUCCUUCUUUUAGCCAGUUCACGGUGUAUAAGGAAGAUGUCAACCAGUAAGUUGUCCACUGCUGACUCUGUGUCCGUUUGGAGAAAAAAAAAAAUGUGCAAUUUGUGUGAGGGUGAAAAAGAUUUAUAUUAAAAAUGACAAAUGAUGA